Cimex lectularius (bed bug) is the source of this 516-nucleotide messenger RNA. RefSeq lists its product as uncharacterized. NCBI's taxonomy places the organism in Eukaryota, Metazoa, Arthropoda, Insecta, Hemiptera, Cimicidae. The record is from RefSeq and is a predicted model, not a curated record. The coding region runs from base 33 to 389 and encodes 118 amino acids. The transcript is spliced from 5 exons.
AAAUACAUCCCCUGAUAACGCUUUCUAAGGCAAUGGACAUACUGUUUGAACACAGUUGGAAAAUAACUCUGUCCAAAAGGAUUUUAUGUGAAUGGAGAGAGCGGCUGAAACAUCAAGAUUGUAUUGAAGACAGACUAAAUACAGAAAAUUCUUUAAAGCAACUCUCAGAAAAGCAUGACUUUUUAUCAUGGAAGACAGAAAAUUUGGUGAUAUUAGAAAUACAGUUAAACUUCAAUGUAAAAAAGUUUUUACUUGGUGAGAUUUUGUCACCGUUCAUUCGAUUGGAGGGCCUGGUGUCCUGGAAGGUGCUUUACAGGCAUGCAAAAUACAUCAAUCUGAGGAUUCAAAAUAGCAGCAAAGACUUUGAAGCGCCAAUUGUGGAAUGCUAACGAGAAUAGAUUAGUUUAAAACCUGCAGAGAUAACUACUAGUUUAUGUUACCUACAAUUAAUAAAGUCGAAGAGGAUCGGGAUGAGGUCAACUGAUAAUUAUAAGUAUAUGUUAUAGUUAUCAGUUG